Messenger RNA from Pediculus humanus corporis (human body louse), 867 nucleotides. RefSeq names its product 40S ribosomal protein SA, putative. The coding region runs from base 1 to 867 and encodes 288 amino acids. Lineage: Eukaryota; Metazoa; Arthropoda; Insecta; Psocodea; Pediculidae. Gene Ontology annotation, molecular function: structural constituent of ribosome. Gene Ontology annotation, biological process: ribosomal small subunit assembly; cytoplasmic translation. The transcript has 6 exons. The record is from RefSeq and is a predicted model, not a curated record. Gene Ontology annotation, cellular component: cytosolic small ribosomal subunit; 90S preribosome; ribosome.
AUGUCCGGAGGUCUAGAUGUUUUGUCUUUGCGAGAAGACGAUGUUACAAAAAUGUUGGUGGCGUGCACCCAUUUGGGGAAUGAUAAUGUCGAUUUCCAAAUGGAACAGUAUGUCUACAAAAGGAAAGCUGAUGGAAUAUACAUCAUUAAUUUGAGAAAAACUUGGGAAAAAUUAUUGUUGGCUGCCAGGGCUAUUGUGGCCAUUGAACACCCAUCCGAAGUGUUUGUUAUCUCUUCUAGAUUGUAUGGGCAAAGAGCUGUUCUUAAAUUUGCUGCCAACACAGGUGCCACACCUAUUGCUGGUCGUUUCACUCCUGGAGCUUUUACUAAUCAGAUUCAGGCUGCUUUCAGAGAGCCUAGGCUCCUUAUUGUUACUGACCCUCAAACUGACCAUCAACCUAUCACUGAAGCCAGUUAUGUUAAUAUUCCUGUAAUUGCAUUUUGCAAUACUGAUUCACCUCUUAGAUUUGUCGACAUUGCAAUUCCCUGCAACAACAAAGCUCCACACUCAAUCGGUUUAAUGUGGUGGCUCUUGGCGAGAGAAGUUUUACGACUUAGAGGUUCAAUUCCUAGAGAAACUAAAUGGGAUGUUGUCGUUGACUUAUUCUUCUACAGAGAUCCAGAAGAAGCUGAAAAAGAUGACCAAGCCACCAAAGAAUUGGCUGGAUCAUCCAAAGUUGAUGACAAUUUUAGAUUGUCUAAUGAAAUCAUCAGACAACCGGAAGUGUUUUCGAAUGAUUUGGUUACUGGCCAAGGAGAUGGACAAACGGCAAGAUGGGCUGAAGAAGUGUCAAUGGCAUCUCAGAAUGUUUCAAACUUUGGUGGAAACAGUGAUAACUGGGCCAGUCAGGUACCACCUGAUGAUUGA